AUGCCGGAUCCGAAAUGGCCUGCAGUUAUUCCCAUUCUUGAGGCAACCGGAGAGUACAUGUCUCCGGACACGAAGAAAACAACAAGGUCCGAUUUCACGAACUUCUUCAUACGCUUCCAGCCAGCACCAGAUGCACACCCAGCAUAUCAGCAUCUCUUUCUUAUCCAUCAACGAUUGGCAAAACUGUUGAUCGAGCAUCCUGCGAUGGUUCAAAAUGUACAGCAAACUUUUGCGACACCUGCAAAUAGCAAGAAUAAAGUCUACUUCAUGUGGGACUUUGUUCUGCGGACAUUCCAGCAUCUAGCUGCGCAGGUCGAUCCGCAUGAUCCAAACUCUUCGCCAAUGUUCCAAGAUGUCAUUGGGAGAGCCCUUCAGGCGAAGAUGUUGACUAUUGAUGAGACAGGCCAGUUGAAUAAGAUGAAUGCGAGUGUUGGAUACUCUGACGAUGCUGGGGUCGAGUUCACAGAUGAGAUCAAGGUGCUGGCCAAUGAGUUGGACCGUUUUCCGGACGGAUUGUCAGAAGAAGAGAUGGAAGAAGCACAAGCCAGAGUGUAA
This is a messenger RNA of Parastagonospora nodorum SN15, 555 nucleotides long. RefSeq lists its product as hypothetical. The transcript is spliced from 2 exons. Lineage: Eukaryota; Fungi; Ascomycota; Dothideomycetes; Pleosporales; Phaeosphaeriaceae. The record is from RefSeq and is a predicted model, not a curated record. The coding region runs from base 1 to 555 and encodes 184 amino acids.